This is a messenger RNA of Dreissena polymorpha, 4897 nucleotides long. RefSeq lists its product as uncharacterized. Gene Ontology annotation, molecular function: protein kinase activity; ATP binding. The transcript is spliced from 18 exons. The coding region runs from base 169 to 3183 and encodes 1004 amino acids. Gene Ontology annotation, biological process: regulation of apoptotic process; protein phosphorylation. Gene Ontology annotation, cellular component: plasma membrane. NCBI's taxonomy places the organism in Eukaryota, Metazoa, Mollusca, Bivalvia, Myida, Dreissenidae. The record is from RefSeq and is a predicted model, not a curated record.
AUCUAGUUUUGUUGGGAAACCAAUAUAUUUAGUGUAACGGAAUAUAACUUUUUAAAUAGUUCUACACUUACACAGUGUCCAUGUUAAGGUUAAUUUGGGCGCGCAAUAAAAGGUCGUGUUAUUAAACGAUAAUUUUAGAAUUAGGAUGUGACACCUCAUAGUUAAACAAUGGCCACAGUUAACGAGGACAUUAAUCCGCAGAGACUCGACGAUGACAUGUGUCGUCGAGCUCUGAACAGGGCUCACAAGAAGGUUGUUGCUGAGAUGGACCCAGAUGUUGUGCUGAACGGACUCAGGAAUUCUGAAUUUCUGCCACAAGGAGAAUAUGAGGACCUAAUGAAUUUGAUCACACUGCCGAUGAAAUGUCGCCUCCUUGUGAAUAAAAUUAGUCAAGGUGGCAACGGAGCGUACUUCGAGUUCAAGAAAUGUCUUCGAGCAACAAAUCAUGACCAAUUAGUAAUAGAGCUCGAGUUAAAAGAAGUUGAAAUAAUAUCUGAGAUGACAAGAUAUACUGAGCUACAGAAUGAAAGAUCAAGUAGACGAAAUAAUGAGUUCACAUUGUAUGAAAGGAUGGAAACUGACGAUCAAACAAUACCACCUGAACCAGCGUUGCAAAGAAGUGCUUUGUAUGGUAUACGUCGUGACCAAGAAUUUGUCCAAACCAUAACCAAAGACCUCCAUAACGGGAGACUUAUUGAGCUGACCAAGGAGAUGGUGGAAGAGUUGAAGAGUCCGGGUGUCAGUGAACAAGGACAUCGGGGCGGAUUCGGCACUGUCUACAUAUCUAACGAUCAAGUUCCCGGAUUCAAUUUGAGAGUCGUCCUCAAAGAAAUCAAUGCGAAACAGAAAGAUGGGAAUUUGUCACAAAAAUUAGGAUCUGUAACAAAUGAAAAGAUUGCAGCACGGCUGAUGCAUUUUGCUAUUGUUCCUCUUCUGGCAUAUCAUGACGAUCAUCAUAAUGAGAAAUACUACUUUAUUUCGCCUUAUCUUGAGAAUGGAGAUCUGUUCGAAGCUAUCGCACAUGACAGACUAUAUUCGUCUGCUGUUAAACUAAAUUGGGAAAUCCGGAUAAAGAUCAUGUACCAGAUUGCUUGUGGAAUAGACUUUAUGCACACCGGCAAUAAAUUCAGGGGAACAAUAUUACACAUGGAUAUUAAAUCAAAGAACGUUGUUUUGGAUGCCAAAUUCAACGCUAGAUUGAUUGAUUUUGGCCUGGCACGAGAGUUGAAAGAAGGCGAUGAAAAGUUGUUGUUGACAGCCUUACCUGUUGGAACACCUGGGUACUUUCCGACUGUUAGACAUAAUUUACUAACAAAACAACAUGACUUUCACAACUUCGGAGUAGUUUUGCGCGAGUUGUUGACAGGUCUUGAACCAUCUGAAAAGGAAGAGGGGGUUGACUUUCGAAAUUGGCACAAGAGUUUAAUAUUAAGAAAAAAACAGGAAAGUGUUUGGAAUAAUAUCGAUAUUGACGAGGCCGUUGAUGAAAUUGCUGAAAUAUCUGUCCUUUGCACGAAAAGCGUAAACGAAAAUCUUGAAACAAUUGAUUUAAAGAGCAUCACAUCUAAAUUCAAGGCCAUGCUUAGGAACAAAUCUCUUUGGGACGCAACAGAUGGCGAUCGCUGUGAAAUAUGCUUGGUGAAUAAACACUUAAAAGUUAGUUUUGAUGGACAUGAUUUAACACGCGAGUCUCAGGCAAGUUGCGCACGUAAGAUCCGCACGUGCUGCUCCUGUAUGAGGAACUCUUACAUCAACCCAGUCAAGUGUCACACGUGUGGGCAAACCAUUGAACCGGUUAUAAAUGCAAAAUGGGGAGCCUUGCUUCUAGCUGGCUUUGAUACAAGAAAUGGAAGAUUGUUUAUUGAAGACAUCAAUCGAUUUAAAGAAGUCAUUACCUCGACGGUUCUUCCAGCAAUGAGUAUUAGCCAAUACAAUAUCAUCACUGUUGUUCCUGAUACAGAAAAUGGAACAUGCGCCACUGGGCAGAUAGAUAUUGCUUUUGAGAAGCUUCGAGCGAUGGAUAUAACAACAUUAUUGUUUGUGUACUCAGGGCACAAAGGGCCACACGAUGACUUAGGACAGGAAGAUGACAACAGUCUACACAUUGGCCCUAAUGAAUACUUUCCGCUAGCACGGUUAAAUGACAAAUUGAACACAUGGAAAAGAGACAAGCCGCAGUUCAACAAAGUGAUUGCCUUUUUUGACUGUUGUUUCCCUGAACCAUUGAAAUUAGAAAGUCCUCUAAAGCUUAUUCAAUUCAAUCCAACGGCGCGGACGGAAAGGGUAAAUGCUUUCCAAAACAAGGGAAGUCCGUGUUUGCAGCUUGUUCUUCAAGCCUUUACGGCAACUGCUAACGGUGGUAUAUGCAUUUAUAAAGAUUGUGCAUGCAGCAAACAUCUUCAUGGAGAUUUUAUCACUCUGGAUGAUUUGUGGAAAUAUCUGAACGAGCAUGAUCAAAGAGGUUAUUUAGAUAUGCGUAUGCCUCAUCUAAAUACACAGGACAUAAGUUUGUGUGACACUGUCUUAGCGUAUAAUUAUAACUUUGAAGUAAAAUUUACAUUCAAAUUAGAGUGGCAUGAUAAGUUACUAGAAAAAACUGUGCAUCCGAGAGAUUUCAGAGAAUUGAACGAACUCAAACUGAUACUAGCUGAAGAAGUUAUGCGACACGUGCUUGGCAUAGAUCAAAGCAGCCAGUAUCUGAAGUCUAAGUUUGCUGACAUAAUCAGCAUCGAAAUAUAUACUGGACCGAGAACCAAACAUAUUCAAGAAAUUGAAACUCUCGAACAGUUGAUGUUAGCAUGGACCUCAAAGCGGAUUUUGAGAUGCACUGCCCGCCUAUUGUACAACAUAAACGUGGGGAAACCCGUAGGUCGAUGCUUAAAGGACGUCCUAGAAAUAAGGACUCUGCAUCGAACAGCGCUUUACAAAUGCAGCCUGACGGACAAACAUUUGACUAAGUCAGAUCUAGUGAGAUAUAGAGCAAUGGUGGAGAAGCUGGAUAAAACUAGCGGAUAUUUAAAAGAAUACUUACACGCCCUGGAUAUGAUUAUUCAUCACACACAGGAAACCCGGUUUCAAGACAACCGUUUGGACAUUACAUUUCUUGAUUUGCCCAAUAGCUUCACCUUGGUCCACAUGAGUCUUGUACAGACGACUGGCGUUCAGGAAGUAACACAGCAGUGAAAUGGGCCCUUGGACUGACUUCAUUUACUCGACGAGUACAUGCACUGUUAUUAUCAUAAUGUUGUGUACCUAUUUUGCAAACGCUUUGUUUGAAAAGCAUAUAUCAUAAUGUAUCAAAUUUAUUCAUGGUGUUACACCACAUUAAGCUAGUCGUAAACAUUAAAUAGCAGAACGCUUUUGAUCCCGAAAAUGUUUGUUGAAUAUAACAUGUGUUUUUGUUAUAAUCAUUUUCUUGACGGCUGUUGACUAGCUGUUGACCCCGUGUGGUAUUUCUGUAUAUGGCCCUAAUCUUUUGAGGUGAAGGGGGGCAUACUGAUUUGUCAUUGUAUGCACAUCCGUCUGUUCGUUCAUCCGCCCGUCCUUCCAUAUGUCAUAGUGUGUUGUGUCCUGCGUAAUAAAACAAAUAUUGAUACUUAAGGGGAGACACAUUGCAAACAUAUCAACCACCCAUUGAACAUGCAACCUUCGAUCAUUCGGUUCGAUUAUUAUCGACGCAACAUUAGUUAUGGUCCCUUUUUGGCAAACAAAAUCACAUGUGUUUACUUAUGUCGCGUAGCUUUACAUGUAUGUCUGCUAGAGGCUGACACUUCAACAACAUAUUAUCCAGCACGUAAUCUUUCGCAUCGGAAAUGUUCGAAUUAUUAAAAAGAAUUGCUUCUAGAGGGAAGAACUGUGAAAUGAAUAAUUAACUGUAUGUUAACUUGCGUAUAUGUACAUGCGCAAAGGAUACUUUUUUACGCAAACGUGAUUAUGGCCCCUUUUAGCAAACAAGUACGGUAUAAAGUCGUCUCGCGCGUUGCUCAACCAGUAUUGCUGCUACAGGGCAGUACUAUUAAAAAAUAUAACCAGCGCGUGAAUUUUCGUACUUUCAAAAACUGUUUUAUUUUUUUGCCGACAUUAGCGAGUGUUUCAGACUAAGCAAAUGUGGGUACUUUUUUAGUUUAAAGGUUUGAUUUAGUAUAUCUCAACAAUCAAUUAUUGCGGAACAGCUCAACUAAUCUGAUUUUGUUGGAAAUCUCUUUCAUUGGUACAUAAUUGUACGUAUUAAUAUUUCUUUCAGUUAAAAAAACCCUGAAAUUAUUACAUGAAUGUUAUGUUACAAGAGUUACAAUUUCAUAUAGUUCAGUGUUUACUGGUUUCAUAUUAGUAAUAAGAUCCCGCCCAACCGAUUACGACAUUAGUUGCAUUAGUUACAUGUUUCUCUUACUAGUAAAUACGCAUACAUACAUAUGAAACAAUAGAGAAAUGUACUUACACGACACUCAUAAAUCACCUUCGAUAGUACUCAACUUUUCUGUUCAUAUCGUUUUUUUUUAUCUUUGUAUAUAGGAAAGAUUAAAAAAACGUAUUUAGCACCAGAAAACUAGCUUUGUUGUUUUCACUUUGAACCAUUGAGCUUGCGCUUCAAAUCCUGCAAUAAUGUUUCAUUUUGAUAUUGUUUUAGUUUCAUAUGACAUAAUUAUUACUGUGAUUUGUGUGCAUUAUUUCAUUUGUUAGUUGUUUCUUACAUUAAUUGUUAAUGGCAUCCUUAAUUAUAACAUGUAGAAAUUAUAUUUGGGACAAAAAACAUUGUUAUUCUCAUUGUAUGCAUGAUGUUCAUGGCGCUGACUUAUGCUCGUAUAUUCUUUAAGAGCGUCGAUGCCUGUGCUAUAUGUAUAAUAUCAAAUUACACGUUUUAACAGCUUGUAUAAUAAUAAAGUAUAAUAGAGUUUCA